CCUGCUCCUCCUCUUCCUCCUCCUCCACCUGCUCCUCCUCCUGCUCCUCCUCUUCCUCCUCCUCCACCUGCUCCUCCUCUUCCUCCUCCUCCACCUCCUCCUCCUGCUCCUCCUCCUCUUCUUCUUCCUCCUCCUGCUCCUCCUCCUUCACCUCCUCCUCCUGCUCCUCCUCCUCCACCUCCUCCUCCUGCUCCUCCUCCUCCUGCUCCUCUUCCUCCUCCUCCUUCUCCACCUCCUCCUCCUCCUCCACCUCCUCCUCCUGCUCCUCCUCCUCCUCCUGCACCUCCUCCUCCACCUCCUGCUCCUCCUCCUGCUCCUCUUCCUCCUCCUCCUUCUCCACCUCCUCCUCCUCCUCCACCUCCUCCUCUUCCACCUCCUCUUCCUCCUCCUUCUCUUCCUCCUCCUCCUCCACCUCCUCCUCCUCCUCUUCCACCUCCUCUUCCUCCUCCUCCUCUUCCACCUCCUCUUCCACCUACUCUUCCUCCUCCUCCUCUUCCUCCUCCUCCACCUCCUCCUCCUGCUCCUCUUCCUCCUCCUCCUUCUCCACCUCCUCCUCCUCCACCUCCUCCUCCUGCACCUCCUCCUCCACCUCCUGCUCCUCUUCCUCCUCCUCCUUCUCCACCUCCUCCUCCUCCUCCACCUCCUCCUCUUCCACCUUCUCUUCCUCCUCCUCCUCCACCUCCUCCUCCUCCUCUUCCACCUCCUCUUCCUCCUCCUCCUCUUCCACCUCCUCUUCCACCUACUCUUCCUCCUCCUCCUCUUCCACCUCCUCUUCCUCCUCCUUCUCUUCCUCCUCCUCCUCCUGCACCUCCUGCUCUUCCUGCUCCUCCUCCUUCUCCACCUCCUCCUCCUCCUCCACCUCCUCCUCUUCCACCUCCUCUUCCUCCUCCUUCUCUUCCUCCUCCUCCUCCACCUCCUCCUCCUCCUCUUCCACCUCCUCUUCCUCCUCCUCCUCUUCCACCUCCUCUUCCACCUACUCUUCCUCCUCCUCCUCUUCCUCCUCCUCCACCUCCUCCUCCUGCUCCUCCUCCUCCUGCUCCUCUUCCUCCUCCUCCUUCUCCACCUCCUCCUCCUCCACCUCCUCCUCCUGCACCUCCUCCUCCACCUCCUGCUCCUCCUCCUGCUCCUCUUCCUCCUCCUCCUUCUCCACCUCCUCCUCCUCCUCCACCUCCUCCUCUUCCACCUUCUCUUCCUCCUCCUCCUCCACCUCCUCCUCCUCCUCUUCCACCUCCUCUUCCUCCUCCUCCUCUUCCACCUCCUCUUCCACCUACUCUUCCUCCUCCUCCUCUUCCACCUCCUCUUCCUCCUCCUUCUCUUCCUCCUCCUCCUCCUGCUCCUCCUCCUCUUCCACCUCCUCCUCCUCCUCUUGCUCAUCCUCCUCUUCCUCCUCCUCCUCCUCCUCCUGCUCCUCCUCCUCUUCCUCCUCCUUCUCUUCCUCCUCCUCCUCCACCUCCUCCUCCUCCUCUUCCACCUCCUCCACCUCCUCCUCCACCUCCUCCUCUUCCACCUCCUCCUCCUCUUCCUCCUCCUUCUCUUCCUCCUCCUCCUCCUCUUCCACCUCCUCCACCUCCUCCUCCUCCUCCUCCU
Molecule: messenger RNA, 1587 nt
Organism: Pseudoliparis swirei
Lineage: Eukaryota; Metazoa; Chordata; Actinopteri; Perciformes; Liparidae
Product: basic proline-rich protein-like
Exons: 1
Source: RefSeq, a predicted model, not a curated record